UAAAUUAGUGUUUUAUUCUCUUCAAAUAUUCUUAGACCAUAAAAAGUUGAAAUGUAGCGUUGAUUUAUGUAGAACUAAUGAGCCUGCUGUAAAUGAACUUACAUGUGAAAAUACUUCAACAACAUUAUCGCAUAAUACUGAAUCACAUCUCUCGGUCUCUGAAAACCUUGGAACACCUUCAGGAAUAGGUUCCAAUGAAUGCAAGUUGUGUAAAAAAUCAUUUAAUAAGAUAAAGUCAUUAGUGGCCCAUCUCAAGAGUCACAGCGAUAGAGCUUAUCAGUGCCCUAUCUGUGGCCGCUGUUUUGUCCAAAACUCUCAUUUACAAAGGCACAUAGCCUCCCACAAGAUUUGGCCUGAUGGUCUAACUGAGACAACUCCAAAAUCAGCAGAAGCUGAACUCUUAAGCUACUCUUGUGCUUAUUGUGAUGUAAUAUUACCAAACUACAGUCAGUUUAGACUCCACUUAAAAAAGCAUCUAUGUAAUAAAAAGUUUAAAUGUGUUCAGAGUAAUUGCAGUGGGUUGUUUGCAAACAUUGAUGACCUGCUAGAACACGUCUCCAGUAGCCAUGAAACAACUAUUUACCACUGUCAUAUGUGCAACCAGACUUUUAAUACACGUGAAGAUAUAGCUGCACAUCAUAAAACCCAUGUGGAACCUGAAAAAGCUGUGCACAACACUGUUACGGCAAAGCAUAAGUGUGCACUGUGCGAUGCAGUCUUUAAAAAUCCAGAAAAGCUGUCUUUGCACCUGCUGACCGAAAACCACAAGAAAGUUUGUAUUCAUUGUAACAGAACAUUUGCUAGUGAUAAAAGAUUGCGGUUACACUUGCAGAUUCACAGGAAAAACAAACCAUUCCAGUGUAACAUAUGUGACAGUAGUUUCCAUAUGAAGAAAUAUUUGUCAUCACACAUGUUAAAACAUGGAGACAAACAAUUUGCAUGCUCCAUAUGCAAUCACAAGUUUAAGAGAAAGGACCUGCUUCAGCGGCACAUGAAAUCACAUCAAGCUAAGAAAGUGUUCAAAUGCCCCUUUCGAGAUACUUUGGACUGUAUGAAAGAGUUCAGUCGGAGUGACAAGCUCAAGGCUCAUGUGAAAUUUCAUACUAAGUGCAUGGUGGCUAGCCCCAGCCCUCAACAACCAGUAUAUGAAAAUGCAGGCACUGUGGAAAUAUGCAUAGUACCUUUGGAUGGCAGCAUUAUCACUGAAUAGGAAUUAGGAUUAAUAAUAAAUUAGGUAUCUAAAAUAUGAAUACAUUUUUCAUAUGGAUUGCACAAUGAUUUGAGCAAUGUAAGACACAACACUGAGUAUGGCUUCUUUAUAGGUAUGGAUGACACGCCAAUUUCGAGUUACUGACCAAGUAUACCUGGAUAUACAAGAUGAGAAUAAGCCCUUAGGAAGGGUAGUGAUUGGAUUAUUUGGUGACUUAGCUCCUAAAGCCGUAAAGAACUUCAAAGUUCUCGCUACUAAGGGAAUCAAGGGAAAAUCUUAUAAAGGGACCUCAUUCAACCGGAUUAUUAAACGGUUUAUGGUUCAAGGUGGUGAUGUAGUAUCUGAUGAUGGUUCAGGUUCAAUUAGUAUAUACGGCGAGACAUUCAAAGAUGAAAACUUGGACACUCAACACACUAUGGCUGGCUUUGUUUCUAUGGCCAACAAAGGAAAGGAUACAAAUGGUUGCCAGUUUAUAAUAACAACAACUGGAACACCUUGGCUGGAUAAUAUACACACUGUGGUGGGGAGGGUGAUCGAAGGUCAGAACAUCGUGCACCUACUGGAGCACACAUCCACAGACGUAGACGACCGGCCUCUCCGUAGUGUGUUCAUUGCCGAUUGCGGCCUGCUGCCUACCCCGCAGCCUUUCUACAUCUCCGAUGACCCUUACGAUUUGUGGGCGUGGAUCAGGGCUUCAGCGGUCCCCCUGACGAUGUCCUUCUCCAUCCUGGGCUUCUUCCACUGGAUGAUAAGGAAAAUGGAGAUAUAACUAUGUUAGUACCUUACAUAAUAUUCUAUUAAAAAGCAGUUAACUAUAGAGACGUUAAUAAGUAAAUUUCCAUAUCACGAUUUUUCACAAAUGCGUUGAUGAACUGAUGAUUAGGAAAUUUGCAUACCUCAUUCAAGUUUGUAUUCAAAUGAGUCCAAGAUAGUUGUUUAAUUUUGGAUGAAAUUUUAUAGAAUAA
Molecule: messenger RNA, 2175 nt
Organism: Cydia strobilella
Lineage: Eukaryota; Metazoa; Arthropoda; Insecta; Lepidoptera; Tortricidae
Gene: ninaA
Product: peptidyl-prolyl cis-trans isomerase, rhodopsin-specific isozyme-like
Exons: 6
Coding region: 1329-1979 (216 amino acids)
Biological process (GO): protein peptidyl-prolyl isomerization
Cellular component (GO): intracellular membrane-bounded organelle
Molecular function (GO): peptidyl-prolyl cis-trans isomerase activity
Source: RefSeq, a predicted model, not a curated record